Messenger RNA from Myotis daubentonii (Daubenton's bat), 1765 nucleotides. RefSeq names its product G protein-coupled receptor 65 (gene GPR65). Gene Ontology annotation, cellular component: membrane. Gene Ontology annotation, molecular function: G protein-coupled receptor activity. The record is from RefSeq and is a predicted model, not a curated record. Lineage: Eukaryota; Metazoa; Chordata; Mammalia; Chiroptera; Vespertilionidae. Gene Ontology annotation, biological process: G protein-coupled receptor signaling pathway.
GUUUCUCUUCUUGAUGCAAGCUGAUUUUUCUGGCUCCUCAGUUGAUAAAAUCGUCACCCCAAGAAACAUGGAUCAUGUCCAGUGAGAAAGAGAAUUCCCUGGAAUCUAGUAUCUCUUGGAUAAUUCUUAUUUGAAAAACAAAGGCAUUUUAAAAAGAGAUGUCAAUCUCUGUGAAAUUUAUUUGUGUUUGCACCAACCUCCUGAGAUUCACGCCAAACAAACUGGGGACAACAGGCUCUGAAAGAUUGAUCCUCGAGGGUUUCCUUACCAGCAUUCCGUGAUGAUAAACACAUGGACGUCCACCCACCAGAAUCAACUGGCCACGCUAGCUAACUGCCAGGGGCCUGGAUCCUGACUCCACACCAUUGACAUCUGUGUGAAAAGGGAUCUAUGCCCAUUCUUUAAAAGCAUUCAUGAAUUAACCAGCACUUUUGGAAGCAAAGAAAAUUGAAAAGUGAAAGAGAAUUCGAUGUUGAGGACAAACUAAACAAGGCUGUUUAGCUCCUAAGAACGAAUGUAACUGCCACGUUGAAAAGAAGAAAAUGAACAACAGCACAUGUACUGAUGAGCAGCACGACCUGGAUCACUAUUUGUUUCCAAUUGUUUACAUCUUCGUGAUAGUGGUCAGCAUUCCAGCCAAUAUUGGAUCUCUCUGUGUGUCUUUUCUGCAAGCAAAGAAAGAAAACGAAUUAGGCAUUUAUCUCUUCAGUUUGUCACUGUCCGAUCUGCUGUAUGCUCUCACGCUCCCUCUCUGGAUUCAUUAUACUUGGAAUCAAGACAACUGGACUUUCUCUCCUGCCCUGUGCAAGGGGUGUGCUUUCUUCAUGUACAUGAACUUUUACAGCAGCACUGCCUUCCUCACCUGCAUUGCUGUGGACCGGUACCUAGCAGUUGUCUACCCGCUGAAGUUCUUUUUCCUAAGAACAAGAAGAUUUGCAUUCAUGGUCAGCCUGUCCAUCUGGGUAGUAGAAACCAUCUUCAAUGCUGCCAUUUUGUGGGAAGAUGAGAUAUCUAUAGAAUAUUGUGGCACCAAUAAGUCUACUUUUACUCUAUGCUAUGACAGAUACCCUUUGGCGGACUGGCAAAUUGGGUUCAAUUUCUUUAGGACGUGUAUGGGCUAUGCUAUACCUUUGGUCAUCAUGAUGGUUUGCAACCUGAAAGUUUACCAAGCGGUGCAAUAUAAUCAAGCCACGGAAAACAGUGAGAGGAAAAGAAUCAUAAAACUACUUGUUACUAUCACACUGACUUUUGUCUUGUGCUUUACUCCCUUUCAUGUGAUGUUGCUGCUCCGCAGCAUUUUAGAGCCUACAGUUGACCCAAAGUAUGGGAAGCAGACCUAUAAAAUAUAUAGAAUCACGGGUGCAUUAACGAGUUUAAAUUGUGUCGCUGAUCCGAUUCUGUAUUGUUUUGUAACUGAAACAGGAAGAUCUGACAUGUGGAAUAUAUUAAAAUUCUGUACUGGGAAACUUAAUAAACCACAAAGACAAAGAAAAAGCAUAUUUUCUAUGUCUACCAAAGAUACUGUGGAGUUAGACACCCUGGAAUAGAACCAAGGAAUUGUUUUAAGAUGCACAAUAUUAUAUCAUCAAGAUUACAUUUUGAAAAGGGAACCUAGCAUGGGAUGGAACUAAGUUUUCCACCUGAGGGAAUAUUUUAAUAUCCUCUCCGAUGGGGAAAUAUGUUGAAAGUGCACUGUGCAGCUCCUUGGCUUUUAUUAAAUGAAUAUUAAACAAAAAUCUAAUAUUUCCUAAUUACUCAGAAUUGU